Messenger RNA from Didymodactylos carnosus, 706 nucleotides. NCBI's taxonomy places the organism in Eukaryota, Metazoa, Rotifera, Eurotatoria, Philodinida, Philodinidae. The record is from the annotation of a GenBank genome assembly.
CCAAACUUCGAAGUACAAAAAAACUUAAUAAUUUUUUCUUCUUCGGCUAUACUAGGUUUUUAGGUACAUCAAGCUGUUGGAAGAAUGGUUGGUUUAACAGCAUUGUAUUUAGUCGAAAAGCCAUUAAUUCCAUUUAAUCCAACUCGAUACUAUGAACAACUGUUAAAUCUACUUAAAGUGACAAUGGAUCGUGCACCUGCAUCGACAAAUUUUAGUAAGAAAUACCUUCUUUUAUUGUUUUUACAGUGAUAUUUUUUAUCCCGAUAAAUAGUUUAAGAAAAAGUUCCAUGGUAACGAGCAUCAUUUCCUCGAUACUGUUAACUAUAUUUAUCUUUCUACAGCGUCUUUACAAAAUGCAAUCAAUGAUUUUAAAAAUGUUGCUGACAAAUUUCAAUCCGAAUCUAAAUUGAUAGAUAAAACAAAUCCCCUUAGUUUGAGAAUAGUCAACGAUCAAUUAAUACAACUUGAACGUGCCUUUAUUAAUCCUCUGGGAAAUUCAAUUGAACGUUCUGAUGUCAAACAUGUGGUGUAUGCACCCUCGAGGAAAGAUCAGUAUAAUGCAGCUGGCUUUCCAACUAUUUUUGAUGCAAUAGAAGAUAAUGAUAUUAUUAAUACUCAAAGACAAAUAGCAAUUACGACUUACUUUAUUCGAUCGGCUGUUUCUGUUUUACAACAACCGACGAAAUUACAAACUACUUCAGCGUAA